CGCCUGUUCCGCUGCUCCCGCUUCCGCUACCGCCGGUAGUUGCCCGCUUGCUCCUGCCCCUGUGGUCGCCUGCUGCCGCGAUGCCGCUGGAGAACCUGGAGGAGGAGGGUCUGCCCAAGAACCCCGACCUGCGCAUUGCGCAGCUGCGCUUCCUGCUGAGCCUGCCGGAGCACCGCGGGGACGCGGCGGUGCGCGACGAGCUGAUGGCGGCCGUGCGCGACAACNACAUGGCUCCUUACUACGAAGCCUUGUGCAAGGCCCUGGACUGGCCGGUGGACGCGGACCUCGUCGGCAAGAUGAAGAAGGCGAACGAGGAGGAGCUGAGGCGCCUGGACGAGGAGCUGGAAGACGCCGAGAAGAACCUGGGGGAGAGCGAGAUUCGGGAUGCCAUGAUGGCGAAGGCCGAGUACCUGUGCCGCAUCGGGGACAAGGAGGGAGCUCUGGCAGCUUUUCGAAAGACUUACGACAAAACCGUGGCCCUGGGUCACCGGCUGGAUAUUGUGUUCUAUCUCCUUCGGAUUGGUCUCUUCUACAUGGAUAACGACCUCAUCACGCGCAACACAGAGAAGGCCAAAAGCUUAAUCGAGGAAGGAGGAGACUGGGACAGGCGGAACCGCCUCAAAGUGUAUCAGGGUCUUUACUGCGUGGCUAUCCGCGACUUCAAGCAGGCGGCUGAACUCUUCCUGGACACUGUUUCAACAUUUACGUCCUAUGAGCUCAUGGACUACAAAACGUUCGUGACGUACACUGUCUACGUCAGCAUGAUUGCCCUAGAGAGACCAGAUCUCCGGGAAAAGGUCAUCAAGGGGGCGGAGAUCCUGGAGGUGCUGCACAGCCUGCCCGCGGUGCGGCAGUACCUGUUCUCGCUCUACGAGUGCCGCUACGCGGUGUUCUUCCAGUCCCUGGCCGUCGUGGAGCAGGAGAUGAAGAAGGACUGGCUCUUCGCUCCUCAUUAUCGGUACUACGUGAGGGAAAUGCGGAUCCACGCCUACAGCCAGCUGCUGGAGUCCUACAGGUCCCUGACCCUCGGCUACAUGGCGGAGGCGUUCGGGGUCGGCGUGGAGUUCAUUGAUCAGGAGCUGUCCAGGUUUAUCGCCGCGGGGAGACUGCACUGCAAAAUAGACAAAGUGAAUGAAAUAGUGGAGACCAACAGACCUGAUAGCAAGAACUGGCAGUACCAAGAAACCAUCAAGAAAGGAGACCUGCUGCUAAACAGAGUUCAGAAACUUUCCCGAGUGAUCAACAUGUGAAGCUGUGUCCUCCGGGGCAGUUGCAUCGCGUUUUUAAGCCCGUUCACUGCGUGUGCUGUCCACCCGAGUGAAAUAAAUCCUGCGCUUUCUGUCGU
Octodon degus (degu) is the source of this 1345-nucleotide messenger RNA. It is a transcript of the gene Psmd6, whose product is annotated as proteasome 26S subunit, non-ATPase 6. NCBI's taxonomy places the organism in Eukaryota, Metazoa, Chordata, Mammalia, Rodentia, Octodontidae. Gene Ontology annotation, biological process: proteasome-mediated ubiquitin-dependent protein catabolic process. The transcript is spliced from 8 exons. Gene Ontology annotation, molecular function: protein binding. The record is from RefSeq and is a predicted model, not a curated record. Gene Ontology annotation, cellular component: proteasome regulatory particle. The coding region runs from base 81 to 1250 and encodes 389 amino acids.